Messenger RNA from Physella acuta, 2117 nucleotides. RefSeq names its product integrator complex subunit 13. Gene Ontology annotation, cellular component: integrator complex. Lineage: Eukaryota; Metazoa; Mollusca; Gastropoda; Physidae. Gene Ontology annotation, biological process: centrosome localization; regulation of mitotic cell cycle. The record is from RefSeq and is a predicted model, not a curated record.
CUGCAAUAUGUCUGCGCCCUGCAAGCGUAGCAGCUAACUUUAACGUUUAAAAGUAAUAUUAAUAUUAUUAUUUCAUAAUAAUUUAAUAAACAGAAGCCUAAACGCAGAUGUCAACAAGUAUAGGAAUGACGUUCCCAGUUUCACACAAAACAAUCUUUGUCCUUGACCACAGCUCCUAUUUUACUCAAUCUUGUAACCAACCUAUAGAGUAUGAUGUUCUCAAAUCUAAAGGUUCAGGGGUCAUUCCAGCUGCACCUAUAACAAAAUCAUUAUGGACCUGCAAUGUUGAAGGGUUGCAGGAAUAUCUAAGGAUUGUGUUUGAUAUCUACCCUAAAGAUAAACUGGUUAGAGUUAUUCGAGGUGGUCUAGCACUAAAUCCUUGGAAUUGUCCUGACACAAUCAAUACCAUCAACCUACAGCUAGCUAGAGUUGGGCCUCCCAGAGCCAAGAAGGAUGACAGUGAGUACUCCGUACACCAUGGGCUCACCUGCGCAGUCAAGUGCCUGUGUGAGCCGAGCCUGCAGCAGCAGGAGUGUAUUAAUCGUGGGGACACUGUAAGAAACAGGGGCCGAAUCAUCUGCUUGACCAACUGUAAAACUGACUUAUCUGUGCGUCAACUAGAGGAAUUUGUGCUGGAGUCUAUACAGCAACACAACAAGAUGACCGGAGAACUGCUGCCCAUCGAUGCCUGUGAGCUGGUUGUUCUUCACGCCGUCCCCCUUGGUCAGGACAUCAGGGUCACCGACAAAAGGAGGCGAGAGCUCAGUCCUAUCCUGGCGAGUGAAGUCACCACCACCCUGUCAGGCCGCCAUGUCUACAACAAACUUGUUCUUCUCUGCUGUCAACACUUUGACCUCUGUUCUACCACAGUCACCGGCAUCCCUAUGAAGGAAGAACAAAACGCCAGCUCGUCUGCUAACUAUGACGUAGAGCUGCUUCACCCUGCGGCUGCCCAUGACGAGAUGUUUAAAAACGAACAUGCGGAGGGUUUGGUGAUACCAUCCAAAGAAGGGCUCCCCAUUGAGACAGCGCCCCUGAAAUGGUGCACCCCAAAGUCUAGUGUUGUAGAACUCCACAUGUGUUCAGCCGUCUACAGGACCUGUCCAGUCGACGUCAACAGCAGACCUUCAUCGUGUCUCACCAAUUUUUUACUCAGUGGUCGCGCUGUGAUGCUGGAGCAGCCAAGAAAAAGUGGGGUCAAGGUCAUCUCCCACAUGCUGGCCGCUCACGGUGGGGAAAUCUACAUCCACUCCAUCCCCACCUCCAGGUCCAUCCUUGAAGAUCCACCAUCCAUCAGUGAGGGCUGUGGUGGCAGGGUCACGGAUUACAGGAUUACGGUGUUUGGUGAGUUUAUGAAAGAAAAUCGUCUGGCACCAACCAGUCCUGCUCUGAUGGAGAAAUAUGGCGGCAGGAAGCCUUAUCUGUAUGCACUGGACCAGUUAGAAAAAAGCAGCCGUUUUUGGCCAAUGGUCAUCAGCGAUACAAUUUUGUUCAACUUGCAGAACAUCAGCCCACUACCCCAGCUCCUGCUGAAAGACAAACUGACUGAGCCUGAGGUUCUGGAAUGUAAAAUGGUCAUCUAUAAAAUAGUCAACAUGGAGUCCAAGAAUGACCCCCUUCCAGUGCCAGCUGCUGGUUCUAGAGGCAAGGGCCCAAAGAGGGAAGAACAGUACAGACAGCUGUGGGCUGAGCUCGAGGCUUUGAUCAGCGCCUACUCUGACACGUCCAUCGAGCACGGGCAGGUGUUGGAGUGUCUAAUGGAGUGUAAGAAGCAGGGAGACGACUCCACCAGCCACAGCAAGAAGCUGGCCGUCAAGAAGGAGGAGAAGACAGAAGCCGAGCAAAGUUGGAAGGACUUUGACAGGCUACAGCAGAUGACUGAGAGAGAGAGACAAGAUGCUCUACACAAAGAGAACAAAUCAGUGGAGCCCUCACCUCCCAAGAAGAAGAAAACAGAAGAACUAAGCAUGAGAUCUGGAGGUCAAACUCUGCUGUCCAUGUGGAACAACCGUCUGAGGACCAUUGAGUCCAAGAGAAGCCAGGACUUUGAUGGCAGGCUGGACAGUGAUGGGGACAAGGCCAGGCUCUACAUACACCUGGAUGAGAUGAAUGGAUGA